AUUGUGGUGCGGCAGGCGCCCCGCGACGGGCUGGCGGCACCCCCAGCCCCGCCGCCGGCCCCCCCGCCUGCGCCCCGACCCCCCCCCGGCCCCCCCGGCGCGGCCCCUGCUACGGGUGCUGCCCGCGCCCCCCGCCGCCGGCGUCCCCCCCCCCGCCGCCGCCGCCGCUGCCGGACCCGAUCUGAUGGCAGCACCUGCAGCUCCCACGGUGCCCGCUGCCCCCCCUGCCGCCGCCGCCGCCGCUGCCCCCCCCAGGGGCACCCCCAGCUCCCCCCGCCGCCGCCGCUGCCCCCCCUCGAGAGGAGCCCGAGGGGCCGGGGGGACCCAGCCCCCCCCCCCGGCACCCACCCCCCACCGGCCGCCCCCCCGACGCCAGCCCCCGCCCCCCCCGCGCUCCCCCUUCUACCUGGAAUCCCUGGAGGCGAAGCGGGGCCGGGGCCGGGCGGAACGGCUGGAGCGGCUGCUGCGGCUGAACGAGCUGCGCUGCGGGCUGGCCCCCGUCUACGGCAGCGAGGUGCUGGGGCUCUGCACCCUGCCCCCCCCCCACCCCACCCCCGGGGGGGGCCCUGGCCCGCGCUGUCCUCGCCCCCCCCCAGCGCCUACGGCAGCUCCAGCCCCUACUGGACAGGUUCAUCUUCGUGCUGCCGCCGGUGGAGGCGCGGGGGGUGGCCCUGCACAGCUGCCGCCCCCCCCCCUUGGCGCCUGCGGCAGCGGGCGCAGCUGGAGCAGCGGCUGCGGGGAGGAGCUGGCGCCCCGCGGGCGAGCCCUGCACCGGGUGCUGCGCAGCAUGCGCACCCACUUCCCCGACCUGCGCCUCAUCCAGUACGACUGCGGGAAGCUGCAGACGCUGGACGUGCUGCUGCGGCGCCUGAAGGCGGGGGCCCACCGCGUCCUCAUCUUCACCCAGAUGACCCGGAUGCUCGAUGUCCUCGAGCGUUUCCUCACCUACCACGGCCACAUCUACCUGCGCCUGGACGGCAGCACCCGCGUCGAGCAGCGCCAGGUGCGGGGUUGGGGGGGGGGCACCCGCGCAUCCAGGCACCGACACCCUCGGACCCCCCCUCCGUGGAGACCCAGUUCUCCAGGAACCUUCCCGUGAUCCCACCUUGGAGCCGCAUCUCAACGGCUUCACGGUAGCACG
Molecule: messenger RNA, 1141 nt
Organism: Aquila chrysaetos chrysaetos
Lineage: Eukaryota; Metazoa; Chordata; Aves; Accipitriformes; Accipitridae
Product: helicase SRCAP-like
Exons: 5
Coding region: 185-1099 (304 amino acids)
Cellular component (GO): Swr1 complex
Molecular function (GO): histone binding; ATP hydrolysis activity
Source: RefSeq, a predicted model, not a curated record